AUGUUAUCUUUGGGAGAUUUUAGACUCCCAUUUCCAGGUGUUCUGAAGAUUGUGUUCCUGGUCACAGAAGAGUUUUACAGAGAGGAAAAUUUACCUGCUGCUUCGAUUGUGUUCAGUGCUCAGAAGGAGAAAUUUCCAAUCAAGAAGUGGCCAAAUGAGAAAAAAGAAAAAUGUAUUCAGAAAUCCACUGAAUAUUUAUCCUAUGAAACUGAUCUUAUAGCCUUCAUUCUUUCUACUCUCUCUAUAUUGUUAUCUAUUGUAACAUCCAUUAUCUUGGGAAUCUUUAUUUCAUUCCGGGACACUCCCAUCGUUAAAGCAAAUAACCGGAAUCUCAGUUUCAUCCUUCUGGUUUCCAUCAUGCUGAGCUUUCUCUGUGUGUUUCUGUUCCUUGGUCGCCCGGUGGAUAUAACCUGCAUGCUGCGUCACACCUCUUCUGGAAUAAUCUUCUCUGUAGCCGUGUCUGCAGUUCUGGCCAAGACGAUCAUGGUUUGCAUCGCUUUCAAAGCUACUAAGCCCAGUAGCAAUUGGAGAAAAUUUGUUGGGGUCAAAACACCCAACUGUGUGGUGUUUUUUGGUUCAUUUACUAUGCUUAUAAUAUCUAUCAGCUGGCUCUGUAUCGCACCUCCCUUCCAGGAGAUGAACACUCACUCUUACCCUGGAAAGAUCAUCAUUCAGUGCAAUGAAGGUUCAGUCAUUGCCUUUUACACUGUCCUGGGUUACAUGGGGUUCCUUGCAGCUGUGAGUUUCAUUGUCGCUUUCCUGGUCAGGAAAUUGCCGGAUAGUUUUAAUGAAGCCAAGUACAUCACCUUCAGCAUGUUGGUUUUCUGCAAUGUGUGGAUCACGUUUAUCCCGGCUUAUAUGAGUGUUAUGGGGAAAAACACUGUGAUUGUUGAGAUUUUUGCUAUAAUAGCUUCUAGUGCUGGAAUUCUAGUCUGUAUAUUCUUCCCAAAGUGUUUCUUUAUUCUGCUAAGGCCUAGUAUCAAUACAAAGAAACAUGUAUUAAAACAUGUGGUUUUGGUAUAA
Molecule: messenger RNA, 1023 nt
Organism: Pelobates fuscus (common spadefoot toad)
Lineage: Eukaryota; Metazoa; Chordata; Amphibia; Anura; Pelobatidae
Product: vomeronasal type-2 receptor 26-like
Exons: 2
Coding region: 1-1023 (340 amino acids)
Biological process (GO): G protein-coupled receptor signaling pathway
Cellular component (GO): plasma membrane
Molecular function (GO): G protein-coupled receptor activity
Source: RefSeq, a predicted model, not a curated record